Dipodomys spectabilis (banner-tailed kangaroo rat) is the source of this 3624-nucleotide messenger RNA. RefSeq names its product SPEM family member 3 (gene Spem3). Gene Ontology annotation, biological process: flagellated sperm motility; sperm individualization. The coding region runs from base 1 to 3624 and encodes 1207 amino acids. Lineage: Eukaryota; Metazoa; Chordata; Mammalia; Rodentia; Heteromyidae. The transcript is spliced from 3 exons. Gene Ontology annotation, cellular component: cytoplasm. The record is from RefSeq and is a predicted model, not a curated record.
AUGGGUGAGCCAGCCCACCAUGGAGCCCAAGCAUGCUCUGGCACCAACCCCAGGAAGUGUCAGGACUUAGGAGACUCAAUUCUUCUGAUUCUGGGCAGCUUCAUCUUGCUCAACGUGGGGAUCAAUGUGGUGACUCUGCUCUGGAGGCAUCUGAAGAGCUCCUUACGGAUUAUUUUCCACCAUUUUUUCCCCAGAGAUUCCAAGAACCUAUUCUCAAGAGUCUCUUCCCGCUUUCAUCGUCGCCCCAGCUUCUUGCUCGGGCACACUAAUCACCUUGAAUCCUGGGAACCAGAUAGGAAUGAUGAGAAAGUUUCUAGAUGUGGCUGGAUACCACCUCAAUGUGUGUAUGCUGGGGCUCCAACAGAGGCUCCCUGGGGACUAUGGAAGGAGGAGAUGAUGGGAACUGGAGAAGCCUUUCAGGUAACAAACUUGAAGGACCACACAUCUUCAAACGCCAGAACAGAGAUUUGUUCCCAAUUUCCAAAGAUGAACAAGUUGGACGUGGUUUCACCCUGUUUACCUCAAGACAGCAAGACUAAAGGCCCAGACUAUGACCCAACUUCUGCUCCUGCCCAGGCCCAACCUUACUCCUUAACCCACAGCACUGAGCAAACCACCACCCAGUCCCAGACCCACACUCCAGAGCAUACCCCAUCCCAAGUGCAGGCUCUUCCGAACACCUCAGCCCAUCCCCAACCCGCCCAUGCCCCAGUCCCUAUUUCAGAACCUACUCACACCCUAGCUCAUGCCCCAGCCCCUAUUCUGGCUGAUGCUCCAGCCCUACCUACCCCAACUCAUGCUUUAGCCCAUGCUCCACCUUCCAUCCCAGACCAUGCUCAUAGCCAAACUCCCAUCACGACUCCUGCUUCAACUCAAGAACAGACCAAUACCCUAGCCCCUCUUCCAAUCCAGGUUUCUGCCCCUACCCCACCCCAGGCCCCAGCUCCUACCCCAUCCCAGGCCCCAGCCCAAAGUCCUGCCACAGCCCCUGAAUAUGUUCCAGCUCGCUCCCAGGGCCAUAAUCCAAUCUAUACCUCAGCUCAGACCUGGACCAACUCCCAAACUCACAGCCCUGAGCACACUUCAACCCAAGUCCCAGUGCAUGGCCCUUCUCAUCUAAUUCAUUCCAAUGCUCAAAGCCUAGCCACUGCACCAACCUCUGCACUAACCUCUCCCUUAAUCUGUACCCCAGCCCCAAACCCAGUCUGUACCUCAACCUCUACCCUAAAGCAUUUCCUAACUUUUGCCCUAGCCACUCCUCCUGUCCUAACCUCUACCUCAGCCAGUGGUUCAGCACUAGCUAGGGGCACGACAACCACUCCAGCCCCUACUCCUGUCUCUGUCACCACCCCUAAACCCAACCUAACUCAUAUUCCUCCCACCUUGGCUACUUUUGGCUCUAGCCUCUCCACUGGUCAUGUAGUCUAUGAUGCCCGUAGGGCAAAGCAGAAUAUGAUCCAUAAAUGUGAUCCCCAGAAUGCUAGGUAUUCUAGAAAGGAGUUGGGUACCUUCUCCCGGUCCCAAGAGGUGCAGGGCCUGGUAAGUUCUGGUCCAUCUGAGAAGACAUCAAAGCAACAUGGUGAAGACAACACUGAGCCUCCUUCAGGAUCUAUACUGGGCUACCUUGAGUUGGGGAACAUGGAAUGGAAGAUCUCAGAAGAUGCCAAAGAUAAGCCCUGCCAGCCCAAGACCUUCCCUUACUGCAGCUUCCAUCCUUGCAGUUCUGAGAAGAAAGACAUAGAAGCACAGGUUCCUUUCUACCCCAAGUUCCUGGUUUUCACCCAAGAUGCUGCUGCUUCGAAACCUUGCUUGCAUUCUCCAAGCACUACCCAAGGCUCAAUGCCCACUACUCCUCCCCCAUGUACUCUUUCUCUUCCACUUGUGCCUCCCAGAACCUUUGUCCUUCCUCAACCCAGCAACGUUCAGAAGCCCUCCAAUUUAACACAAACACCAACCUCCAAGUCAUCUCCAUCUGUCCCUGCCUCCCACUUCCCCAUUCCUCCUCAGUUCUCUACCAAUCCCCAGCCCUUGAGCCAACCCCAAUGUUCUGAGAGUAAAAGCAUUACCCCAAACUAUGGCCUUCAAAGGACCUCAGGCUUUUCAAAAGACUCCAGAGUUCCCAGAAACCCAGGCCUUACACAAAAUUCAGAUCUCCACAAGAAGCCAGGCCUUCCUCGAGAUCCUUACCUCUGCAAGAAUCCAAUUCCUUCCCAGGACUCUUGGCUUCACACAAAUCCAGAUACUACUAAAGAUUCUGGCCUUCCACAGAGUCUAGGUCCUACUCAAGACUCUGGUGUCUUUAAGACUCCAUGUCAUACCCAAUCCUCUGGCCCCUACAAGAACAUAACGGUUACUCAAACUUCUGUACCUCAGAGGACCCAGGGCUGUAUGCAGGAUUCUAGGGACUAUAGAAAUGUUGGGUUAAACCAAGACACUGAAAUCUACAAAAGUCAAGAUCUUUCCCCAGCAACUGACCCUAAAAGGUCAGGCCAUUCUCACGAUUCUGGGGGUUACAAGAGGGCAGGCAAUGUCCAAGAUCCAGGAAUCUAUAAGAACAUAGGCUGUACCCAAGAUUCUAGACCGCAGAAGAGCUCAGGCCUUACCCAAGACUCUAAAGUCAUCAAGAGCUCAGAACUUACCCAAAAAUCUGGUCACCACAAGAGCCUAGGCUUUGUCAAAAGAUCAUGCCUCCAUAAAGGCUCAAACUUCACUCAAGACUCAGGGGAUUACAAGAAUCCAGUCCUUACACAAGAUUCGGGAGUCUACAAGAUCCCAGGUCUUACCCAAGAUUCCAAUCGUCACAGAAAUGUGGACUUUACUAAAGCCACUGAAGUUGAGAAAAGAUUGAACUUUGCUCAAGAUGUUGGAGUUUAUAGGAACCUAGAACCUAGCCAAAACUCUAACCUCCACAAAUGUCCAGAAAUAAAUAAAUGUCCUAGCCUUUACAAGGAUCUAGCACAUGUUCAAGACUCUGGCCUCCCCCAGAAUCUAGGCCUUACCCAGAAAGCAGGCCUCCACAGAGAUUCAUGCCUUGUCCCAGAUCCUGGCCUUCACAAAAACCAAAGCUGCCUUCCAGGUACCAAUUCUGCCCAAGUUUUGAAUCCACAUCAGACUCAGAAACCAACAUCUUCCUCAAUCAAAUCCUAUAUAUAUGAAAUGCCUCUUCAAGAGGAGGCAGAACAGCAUGUAUCCUGGUCUAUUCCAGACAAUCAAAAUCCCUGCCCUUCAAAGGCCCAGGCAAUCUCCACUAACCUGCACACCUUCUCUGAGGUACCUGUAUUAGUGGAGUUGAAGCCAUCAUCCUGGAAGACAGGCAGCCAAAACUGGGUAUGCCAUCCUGUGGAUACAACUCCUUCAACCUGCCAGAACUAUCACCGGGUGUCUAUGCCACCAAAAAACAACUGGAGGCCCCAUUGCCCUGGACCAGGCACCCGGGCAGGGCAUGUGGUCUUUGAUGCCCGCCAAAGACAGUUAGCAGUGGGCAGGGAUAAGUGUGAAGCUCUAUCUCCCAGGCGCUUUUAUCAAGAGGUACCCAGCAACUCAAGAGAGACCUUCAAAGAGUGGGGAAAUCAGAAUGUGAUGAGGACCUUGCGUAAAGACGGGGCAAAUGUUCAUCAAGAAUAA